AACGGUGGAGCAUUUGCUGCCUCCAACCGUGUAACUAUAAACCCUUCCCAGUUCCCACCCAUCGCACCACCGCAACUUCCAUCAGGUUGCGAAGUUCGCGUAAUUCACUUCUGUUCAGACCAUAACAGUGCCUUUACCUUGUUUUCAUGCACAGAUUGAUAGGAAACAAUGGUGCAAUAUAAUUUUAAGAAGAUUACCGUGGUACCAAAUGGGAAGGAGUUCACUGACAUCAUCCUCUCUCGCACGCAGCGUCAGACACCAACCGUUGUACACAAAGGGUAUGCAAUUUCCCGUCUCCUCCAAUUUUACAUGCGCAAAGUCAAGUAUACCCAGCAAAAUUUCCAUGAUAAGCUCUCGGCUAUAAUUGACGAGUUCCCUCGACUGGAUGAUAUUCAUCCGUUCUAUGGCGACCUCCUCCAUGUGCUCUACAAUAAAGAUCAUUACAAGCUAGCACUUGGACAGAUCAAUACUGCGAGGAAUCUUAUUGGGAAAAUCGCGAAAGACUAUGUGAAGUUGUUGAAGUAUGGUGACUCGCUGUAUCGAUGCAAGACUCUGAAGGUGGCUGCCCUUGGCCGUAUGUGCACUGUCAUUAAGAGGAUUGGUCCGAGUUUGGCUUACCUGGAACAGAUUAGACAGCACAUGGCCAGGCUUCCGUCGAUUGAUCCGAAUACGAGGACUGUCUUGAUUUGUGGAUACCCCAAUGUCGGCAAGAGCUCGUUUAUUAAUAAAAUUACUAGAGCUGAUGUGGAUGUGCAGCCCUAUGCUUUCACUACAAAGUCUCUUUUCGUUGGCCAUACGGACUAUAAGUACCUAAGGUACCAAGUCAUUGACACACCGGGGAUUUUGGACAGGCCUUUCGAAGAUCGCAACAUUAUUGAGAUGACCAGUAUCACUGCUCUAGCGCAUUUGAGAGCUGCAAUAUUGUUUUUCUUGGACAUCUCUGGGUCUUGCGGUUACAGUAUUGCGCAGCAAGCAGCCCUAUUUCACAGCAUUAAGUCGUUGUUUUUGAACAAGCCAUUAAUUGUAGUUUGCAACAAGACUGACUUGCAACCACUAGAGGGGAUAUCUGAGGAAGACAGGAAGUUGGUCAUGGAGAUGAAAGCUGAAGCCUUGAAGACUAUAGUUGGCCAAGGAGAUGAGCCUACAGACAGUGACAGUGUGCUGUUGACCAUGAGCACUUUGACAGAAGAAGGGGUAACUGCAGUGAAGAAUGCAGCAUGUGAGAGAUUAUUGAAUCAGAGGGUGGAGAUAAAGAUGAAGUCAAAGAAAAUUAACGAUUGCUUGAAUAGGUUUCAUGUUGCAAUUCCAAAGCCACGUGACCAGAAAGAAAGACCACCAUGUAUUCCUCCAGCAGUUUUAGAAGCUAAAGCUAAACAAACAGCUGAGGAGGAGAAGAGAAAAACUGAAAAGGACUUGGAGGAUGAAAAUGGUGGGGCUGGUGUAUACUCAAUGAACUUGAGAAAGCAUUAUAUUUUGGCCAGUGAUGAAUGGAAAGAAGAUAUUCUGCCAGAAAUUUUGGAUGGACACAACGUGUAUGAUUUCAUUGAUGCUGAUAUUCUACAGAGGCUUGAAGAGCUGGAAAGAGAAGAGGGUCUAAGACAGGCAGAAAUUGAAGAUGAUGAUUUUGAGAUGGAUGGUACUGAAUUGGCGCCAGAACAGCAAGCAACUUUAGCUGCGAUCAGGAAAAGGAAAAGCUUGCUCAUCCAACGGCAUAGGAUGAAAAAGAGCACUGCUGAGAGCCGGCCAACAGUUCCAAGGAAAUUUGACAAGGACAAGCAAUAUACCUCAGAAAGAAUGGGAAGGCAGCUGUCAUCUGUGGGGCUUGAUGCCACUUUGGCAAUCAAGAGAAUGCGUAGCAGAUCUGUCUCUAGGAGAGGUCGGAAAAGGGAAAGGUCACCUGAAACAAGAAGUGCUGAUGGUGGAGAUGGUAUGGACAUUGAUGGCGAUACCGCUAGCAAGAAACAGCGUCUAAGUAGAUCACGGUCCAGGUCAGUGUCACGCGCACCCAAUGAAGUUGUGCCUGGAGAAGGCUUCAGAGAUUCUGCUCAAAAGGGCAAGGCAAUUAAACUUGCAAAGAAGUCUGUCAAGAAGAGAAACAAGGAAGCCCGUCGUGGAGAAGCUGAUAGAGUCAUACCUAAUCUGAAGCCCAAGCACUUGUUUUCUGGGAAGCGGUCCAGUGGGAAAACUGAUAGACGUUAAAACAGGGGAUGCUGAUUUAUGCUCUACAGAAACAUCUGCAGGGCUGAAGUUUUGUUGCUGCCAUGAGGUUUUGUUCAUUUCAUAUAGUUUUGUUUUGUUAGAGAUUAAUGUUUUGUGAUCAUAGCUAAUCUGCAUUAUUAUUGUUAUUUAAUUUAUCAUUUCUCAGCUUGCUUUCUUAGCAUAUUUAUUUCCUCAGUUCAACUUUGGAGACCAUAUAGUAUAUGAAAUAAGGAAGCCGCUCUUCAAAUUUUGAGUUGUGA
Molecule: messenger RNA, 2459 nt
Organism: Lotus japonicus
Lineage: Eukaryota; Viridiplantae; Streptophyta; Magnoliopsida; Fabales; Fabaceae
Product: nucleolar GTP-binding protein 1-like
Exons: 3
Coding region: 169-2199 (676 amino acids)
Biological process (GO): ribosomal large subunit biogenesis
Cellular component (GO): nucleolus
Molecular function (GO): RNA binding; GTP binding; GTPase activity
Source: RefSeq, a predicted model, not a curated record